UGAGCUGAUCUCUGUGUCUUUGCGAUCACCAUGGCAGCAGAGGAACUGCGCUGAGGAGGAGAGAAGGGGGUGUAGUUAGAAACAGGGUGGUGUGUGCAGGCAGUGAGAUCGGGAGGGAAGAAGAGAGCGACGAGAGGAAGCGGGAGAAAACCAAUUUUUUUUUUUUUUCCACAAAGAGGAGAAGAGAGAAGCAGAGACGAGGCUGUCAUUUUUGUUUUUGUCUUUUCGCUGUCAAACAUGUGUCUGAGUUUGGUGAUGCUCUUUCUCUGUCUCUCCCAAACAGAGCCGGCUGAAGUUUGGGCUCAGCAGCAGACAGAUGAUCGGUACAGUGUGGUCCCACUGCAGCAUGAAAGGUCUACUGGAGCUGACACCAGUGCUUACAGAACCCUGAGGUCAUCACCAGGCCACACUAGAGUAAGCAGGGCAGUCCUGGGUGGAGGACUAAGCAUCAACACCCUGCCAGACAACAGGACACGUGUAGUGGAGGAUUCUGGCAAGUAUUACACGCGGCGCAUAUUUGGCCCCGAGGACCAACGUACGGAGACUCUGUGGAUAGACAUGAAUGAUGUCCGGCACGGUCAAGUUAGAGUCCAUGGAAUUCUGUCAAAUUCAUACAAACAGGCUGUGAGGGUUGCCCUGUCCUUUGACUUUCCUUUUUAUGGACAUUACCUGAGGCAGAUUACCAUAGCAACGGGAGGGUUUAUCUUCACGGGGGAUAUUACUCACCGUAUGCUGACCGCAACACAGUACAUCGCCCCUCUGAUGGCUAAUUUUGACCCCAGCUACUCUAAAGAAUCCACUGUGCAGUACCUUGAUAAUGGUGAGGUCUUCGUGGUCCAGUGGGAGCGUGUCAGACUCCCUGGCAAAGAGUCAGUGGGAGGUUUUACAUUUCAGGUUGCUCUUUACAAAACAGGAACCAUCACUUUCAGCUACAGAGACAUACCUCUGUCAGUAGAUGCAAUCAGUUCAGCUGAGCAUCCAGUGAAAGCUGGGUUAUCCGAUGCCUUCAUGGUCAUGUCACCCUCUUCUCACUCAGCAGAUCUCCCACAGCAAAUGAUCUACGAGUACCAUCGAGUUGAGAUAGACAUCACAAAGGUUACGAACUACUCUGCUGUUGAGUUCACUCCCCUGCCUACCUGCCUUCUGCAUAAGAGCUGCGAGCUGUGCCUCUCAUCCAGUCAAACCUCUGGAUGUAGUUGGUGUCAUGUGCUGCAGAGAUGUUCAGAUGGCAUGGACAGACACAGACAAGAAUGGUUGGAUUAUGCUUGUUCAGAAGAGAGCCAAGACGCAACCUGUGAGGAUUACUCCAGGGGUGACAACUCCACUGGGGCCUCCAUUACACCAGAGACCGAGGACAUGACGCCUCUAACUCCUCGACAAAAAAACUGUGAGAGUGAUGAUGAAUCUAAACAUCAAAUUUUCAAGAGUGGUAGUGAUGUAAAAACAGACUCUUCCAGUAAGAGUGCAGGGCUGGCUAACACAGGAGUGAUAGCUGGCAUAGCAGCUGCCCUGGUGCUGCUCUUGGCUCUGAUACUUGUUGCUCUUUACAUCAACUACCAUCCUUCUACUGCAUCACCGCUUUACCUCAUUCAGCGACGCAAGAGCUACUGGCCUUCCUUAAAGUUUCAAAAGCAAGAUUCUGGUUACACGGAAGUGGAAGGAGGCGGCAGUGAGAAAGACAGCAUUGUUGAAGCUGGACCAUGUUAAAACCAUGAAAAGGAAAUUAUGGCUCGUGGAGAUAGUUGCAUGUUGUGCAAAUAAUUACAUUGCAAAUUGAGUUCCA
Archocentrus centrarchus (flier cichlid) is the source of this 1783-nucleotide messenger RNA. Its product is annotated as plexin domain-containing protein 1-like. The record is from RefSeq and is a predicted model, not a curated record. The transcript is spliced from 14 exons. NCBI's taxonomy places the organism in Eukaryota, Metazoa, Chordata, Actinopteri, Cichliformes, Cichlidae. The coding region runs from base 238 to 1707 and encodes 489 amino acids.